CUACAAUCCAACAGCAAUCUAAAAGCCCUAAUUUCCCAUCUCUUUACCCCUAAAUCGCUCCCGCUCUUUCUUUCUUUCCCUCUUAAACCCUAAAACUGUAAACCUUAAUUGCCGACCCAUCAAUUUACUCUCUAAUUUCUCUCAAUUCAAACAAUACAUAACCAUAAUGAGACCUCCAAGGGGUGGCGGUAGCUUCAGAGGACGCGGCGGUGGAGGCCGUGGCGAUCGCGGCGGUCGAGGAGGUCGUGGUGGUUUUGGCGGUCGUGGUGGCGGCGGUUUCCGAGAUGAAGGUCCACCUUCUGAAGUUGUCGAGAUUUCUACAUUUCUUCAUGGGUGUGAAGGAGAAGCAGUAACUAAGCUUACAAAUGAAAAAAUACCCUACUUCAAUGCUCCUAUUUACUUGCAGAAUAAAACCCAGAUUGGCAAAGUCGAGGAAAUUUUUGGUCCUAUUAAUGAAGCCUAUUUUUCAGUUAAAAUGAUGGAAGGAAUUGUUGCUAAUUCAUAUUCAGUGGGGGAUAAAUUCUACAUUGACCCAGCAAAGCUUCUGCCUUUGGCUAGAUUUCUUCCCCAGCCUAAGGGACAAGGACAAGCUGCAAGAGGAGGUGGUCGUGGAGGAGGUAGGGGCGGUCGUGGCGGCAGGGGUGGAGGUGGUUUUAGAGGAAGGGGCGGUCCAAGCCGUGGAAGAGGUGGUCCUCCAAGAGGCCGUAGUGGGUUUAGAGGCAGAGGAGGGCGGUUUUAGACUACUGCUAUCUAGAGCCCUUGCAUUCGUUCUUCAUGCCCUUUACCCGAUAGAAGGUUAUAGAAGCACUGAAUGUUCAUAUGUCUUGAAUUAUGGUUUAUGGGUUUCCCAGUUUUAUAGUUGCAUUCAAUUGUUGCUUUUUAGUAGGAUCUUGGCAUGUAGGAUUGCUUAUUGCAUAGUGCUGUUGUGUUUAUGAUAAAGCACAUACAAAUUCUCACUGGACGGACGAUACGAAUCGGCUGAUAGGCUGAGCGAUAUCUUUCCUGCUAAUCGAAGGCUAUUCCGACCUUCAUGGCUCGAGAAUCAUGAAUCUUAACCAUGCAUCA
Amaranthus tricolor (Joseph's coat) is the source of this 1065-nucleotide messenger RNA. Its product is annotated as putative H/ACA ribonucleoprotein complex subunit 1-like protein 1. Gene Ontology annotation, biological process: ribosome biogenesis; snoRNA guided rRNA pseudouridine synthesis. The record is from RefSeq and is a predicted model, not a curated record. The transcript has 4 exons. Gene Ontology annotation, cellular component: box H/ACA snoRNP complex. Gene Ontology annotation, molecular function: box H/ACA snoRNA binding. The coding region runs from base 167 to 739 and encodes 190 amino acids. Lineage: Eukaryota; Viridiplantae; Streptophyta; Magnoliopsida; Caryophyllales; Amaranthaceae.